AUGGCCCUGAUAACGGCGCCAGAAAUGAGUUCAUUAAACCGGGUGAAAAAGGGGCAGGCUCAUUACCCAGCAAACUCAAUUUCCCUCGCAACUCGCAAAGAUGAUACGAGUACAAGUAACAGAAGUGAAAUAAAAAAUAGAGACAAAAAAGAUGCGGGUGAAGGUGGAGGCGGCGAGGGAGUAGAAGUAGAUGUAGAAGCGACAACCGGUAGCGGAUAUUUCGAGGUGCAGAUACUGUCGUUAACAAACAACAGGGGCACGCUGGUGGACGGUCGUUGUUGCGGCGGGGGACGUGACUCCGGCGGACGGGGUGGUUUUCCCCCUUGUUCUCAAACUUGCACAACAGCUUUUUGGCUGUGUCUUAAAGAGUAUCAGUCAAAUGUAACAGCCAUCGGCUCAUGUAGCUUUGGCAACGUAUCUAGUCAGGUGCUUGGACAAAAUACAUUUACUCUUAUUGAACCUGUGACACUUCAACUUCAUUUCACAUUCAGAUGGACGUAUAUAAGUUCGACCAAACCAGCACAGCAGCGAACUUUUGAAGCAGAGAAAAUAGGACUCAUAAUUUCCGCUCCGACGAUCGUACGCUUGUUAGUCGGAUUACGUAUUCUUGCUCUUCAGCAAUUCAGUCUCGUUCCAAAGACUGAGCAUCAUUCAUUCCAAAAUACCUCGGUCAAGAUUGUUGUUCCUCCUUGGCCCCCUUCUACCUUGUUCUCGACGAGACACAUGUCCUAA
Cotesia congregata is the source of this 732-nucleotide messenger RNA. The record is from the annotation of a GenBank genome assembly. Lineage: Eukaryota; Metazoa; Arthropoda; Insecta; Hymenoptera; Braconidae.